UAUUAUAGUUUCGAGGGCCAACCCUUGUAUUUACACAUAUUUGGUAGAUUUCCUUUUCCCAAUCGGUUUAGGAACUUGUAUAUAUAUCAUCGAUAACAUAUGAUUCUCAAAUUCAAUAUCGGCUAGGGAUGACGACGAGGAUGGCAGGAUUCGGCGAGGAAGAAAGUGGGAUCUCAGACAGUGAGAUCAUAGAGGGUUUUCUGCGGCCAAAGAUUGAAGGAGAAGCAGUGGCGAUUCCGGGAUUGAUAGUGGAAUUAGGGGAGGAGUUGUACACUCGAGAGCCAUGGCUCCUUCCGCAGACAGCCCAUCCCAUCCUUAACCCUCGAGAGUGGCUCUACUUGGGGAAACCGAAACGAAAUAAUUUCCCCGUUGAAGGAGUUGAUCACGAAGGGUGUUGGGUUCGCAUUGGAAGUGCCAUCUUGAUCCGAUCCGAGGAGACUGAUGAAAUAAUUGGGGGAACGUCGAGAUUCAGAUAUCGCUUCAGGAACAAGGGGGACAAACAUGCUCUGAGAUUGCUGAAAAGGCUUGAUUUCUCUGAGAUGAAAUUCAGCUUGUACUUCCUGGAUACUUCAACAGCUCCAACGGAUCCAACUGCAACAAUUGAACUGACUCAUAACUGGGGUACGGAGAGUGAUCCGGAGUUUAAAGGUGGGAACUCCGAGCCUCGUGAAUUUGGGCAUACUGGGGUAACGGUUGAUGAUGUGCACAAGGCAUGCGAGAGAUUUGAACAGCUGGAAGUAGAGUUUGUCAAGAAACCGAACGAUGUUGGCAGGAAAGAUGAAGAAUAUAGCCUUCAUCAAGGAUCCUGAUGGCUACUGGAUCGAGAUCUUUAAUCUCAAGUCUAUCGGGACAACAACCGGAAACGCAGCUUGAAGUAGUUCAAGAUUGUGCUGUUUGUGUUCUUGUGUUCAUUCCACCUGAGUUUGAAUACAAAUAAAGAUGUUUUUUGUCUCAACGAAUAAGAGAAAAUGAACUAACCACUAUACCUACACUCUUCUCAAAGAAUGUAUAUAAUCAUAGAAAGACAGAUAUAGAUUGCAUCUUGGUUUCAAACGAGUUGUAGAAGUAGUUCCUGGAUGAAUGUAAUGGACUGUCUUUAUGUUCACGGUACUACUUUGUAGUUUGUAUGGAUGUUGUCUUUAUGUUCACGGUACCAUACUUUGCAUAACUAGCAAACAUCGUAUGGUCUUAUUAUUAAUCAGAAACAGCAGCUUUGGUCGCA
Messenger RNA from Brassica napus (rape), 1222 nucleotides. RefSeq names its product lactoylglutathione lyase-like. Bases 129 to 809 code for a protein of 226 amino acids. Gene Ontology annotation, biological process: regulation of DNA-templated transcription. NCBI's taxonomy places the organism in Eukaryota, Viridiplantae, Streptophyta, Magnoliopsida, Brassicales, Brassicaceae. The record is from RefSeq and is a predicted model, not a curated record. Gene Ontology annotation, molecular function: DNA binding; lactoylglutathione lyase activity; metal ion binding. The transcript has 6 exons.